AUGAAUAACAAAGUAGAACUAAAAAUAAAGGUAUACUUAGAUCAAAUGAUGCAACAGUUUAUAGAGGCUCGAAAGAAUAAUAAUGAUGAAAAGUUAACAGACGAGAAUGUUCUAGAGAGUAUCUUUGAUAGAUUUAUAAUCAUACAAGAAGAUGCCAAUGACAAAGAAAGUGCACAGUAUGCUCUGAAUAUAUUUAAAAAACUCAUUUACAUAAAUUCACUAAGUAAUCCCACUUGUGAUAGUAAAAAGUUUUUGAAUGGGCUGGGAGAGACAUUAUUUACUGAAGAAAACAAAGCUAAGUUUUACAUAACAAAACUAGUGAAUGAAGGAAUACAACACAUGGCAACUGUUGCACCACAAUAUAAGAUUAAUGGAGCCAACUGUAUAGAAGGAGUAAAAGAGCUUACUGAAUAUACAAUUUCAAGUUUUUUCAGACUGAAUUCUAUUCAUAGUCAUACAAUAACGCUUAAAAGGAGUACAGAUAAUCCUAAUUUAGAUCAAAUGCUGAAGGAGCAUUCUGAUUAUUUAGAUGGGCUUGCAGAUUAUAUUUCAUAUGAGAAACUAUUUGACUCUGCAGAAAAGCUUCAGGCGAUUAAAGAAAAUUAUUCAGGUGAUUUGUACACUUUAGAACAGCUGUAUACUAGAAGAAUAGACAAUGUAUGUCUUAUGGAGCACGGAUUAAAGCUGUGCAGGGACAUGGAAAGAGGAAUUAGAGAUGAUUUUAUAGAAGAAGAACUAAAGCUGAUUGCAUCUGUUGUAGCACAUGCUAAAGAAAUUAAAAAAGAAAGAGAUGCAUUUUACGAGAUAUUAGGAACACUGUGGUGCAUGACAAACAAUAGCAUCUCAAUAGAAAAGGUAAAUACUGAUGGAUCAAAUGUGCUAGAUAUAGAUGACAGUUUAGAAGGCUUUAUGGACUAUCAAAAAAAUCUAAGUCUAGUUAUAGAUGGUAAAAUAAAUGAAUUAAGAGAAGAGAACCCGAAAAUUACCAAUAGUAUAAUAGAAAUAUACAAAAAGCACGAGAACUGUUUACAAAGCUCUUUUUCCAAUGAAAGAGAGUUUUAUGUAGCAAAACAAAAGCUUGAAAAUGCCCAUAAAGCGGAAAUAGAUAGGCAGAAGUUGUUAAUCAGAAAAAUAGACGAAUUAAGACAAGAGAGGUCUAAACUACGCGCAAGUAGUUUAAAAUACAUAUAUAUGCAGAUAUAUCCAUAUCAAAGAGAUUACAUAAUAGAAAAAAUAGAAGAGCAUGCAGAAUUGCAGAAUAUGCAAACAAAAGUCAGAAAAACUUUCACUAAGAAAAAGCUUAUGUACUAUACACUUGUCUUUGUGUUCUCUAUUAUUAUUGGUAGUUGCAUCUCAUUGUUGCUAAGGUCUCUAAUCCGCCAGUUUUUAUCUGGUAGAUACAGUCAAACAGUAUGA
This is a messenger RNA of Nematocida minor, 1416 nucleotides long. RefSeq lists its product as uncharacterized. NCBI's taxonomy places the organism in Eukaryota, Fungi, Microsporidia. The coding region runs from base 1 to 1416 and encodes 471 amino acids. The transcript has a single exon. The record is from RefSeq and is a predicted model, not a curated record.